Drosophila rhopaloa is the source of this 1443-nucleotide messenger RNA. RefSeq names its product growth arrest and DNA damage-inducible protein GADD45 alpha (gene Gadd45). The coding region runs from base 230 to 736 and encodes 168 amino acids. Lineage: Eukaryota; Metazoa; Arthropoda; Insecta; Diptera; Drosophilidae. The transcript has a single exon. The record is from RefSeq and is a predicted model, not a curated record. Gene Ontology annotation, cellular component: nucleus; cytoplasm. Gene Ontology annotation, biological process: regulation of cell cycle.
UCAAAAUUGAAACAACGCGGACAAAACACGGUUGAAACGCAGAGAGCCCAGUGCGAAAAGAAUUUCAUAAUCAAAAGUUAAUCGAGUGCUGAACAAAAACAACAACACUCGAAAAACCCCCAAGACAAAAACAGUGUCAGCCAAACAAGUGCUACAAAAAGUGGAAGCCAGCGGCUUGAAAAUUACAUCAAAUCAAACAGAAACCAAACAAAAGGAUUACACUAACAAAAUGGUUGUCGAGGAGACCUGCACCAUGCACCUGAACAUGAACAUGAACAUGGAUAUGGAUAUGGAUCUGGAGCUGGACAUCGAUCUGGCCAUGGAGUGCGCUCCCAUUGGACGCACCGUCAAAUCGGCCCUUAUGAGGGCCCAGGCGGAGGCCCGGGUGAUCGUGGGCCUGUCCGCCGCCAUCAACGUGCUCUCCAAGUCGCCGGAGGGAUCCCUCUUCUGCCUGAUGGCCCAGCCCAAGGACGGCGACUCGGCCACCCACAUGCACGAGGUGCUCCUGGAGGCCUUCUGCUACGAGAACGACAUCUACGUGAUCAAGGUGGACGAUGCCACCAAGCUGAGCCGCAUUCUCGGACAGGAUUCGGUCGAGUCUUGCUGCCUGGUCCAGAAGGUCUGGGCCGACGCCCCGGAGGAGCAGCUGACGAAGGCCGAGAACCAACUGGUCGACUACUGCGAGGCCCACUGGGAUGCCCCCCAGCAACCCAUUGUCCAGCUGCCGGCUGUGUAGGCGAGUGUGAGCGAGACAGCCACAUGCCAUCGCAUUGAACAGGCCCCGCGGACAGUGGGCCAAACAAGGUUUAAAUCGCAUAAAAAUCAAAAAGAAAACCAGUUGCUGGGGGUUGAUGUCCCCGAACGUUUUGGAGAGUUCCCGAGGGAAUCCGGCGUUUCGGGGUGUUACCACAGACCCAACAGGCGUAUGAAUAGGAUAUAUAGUAUACGAUAUAUAUAUAUAUAUACCCUAACCUAACUGUAUACCAAGGAGAGGAGGAGGAGAUUGAUAAGCCGGCGCCUUGGCGAAUAAUUGAAACUGAAAGGCGACCUUCGUGGCAGCAGAACCUGCAGUUGAGAUCGAGAUACCCGCGGAAGUUGCACACAGAUACUCACUCACACACCAAGGGAGCAGCAUUACACACACACACACAGAAGCGCGUGACCAGCUGCUGCAUUAUAUACAUACAUAUAGCCAAUUUGUUUCUGUAUAAUUUUUUCGCUUUAAGCGUCGAGCAAAUUUACUGAUAAUGACAAUUAUUCUGUACGCCGUAAAUUGUAAAUUACACUUAUAAAGGAGAUCAGCAAAUUGCAUGAAAAAUUAAAGUUUUGUUAUGUUAGCUUUUCCCAAGAAAGAUAAAACAAAAACAUACAAAAAAAAUUGUUAUUUAAUUUUAAGCACAAAAAUUAAAUUGAAAAGAUUUUUAAAGAAAAAAACAACAAAAU